Molecule: messenger RNA, 939 nt
Organism: Fraxinus pennsylvanica
Lineage: Eukaryota; Viridiplantae; Streptophyta; Magnoliopsida; Lamiales; Oleaceae
Source: the annotation of a GenBank genome assembly
AUGCAGGAAAAGGUGCAUUCUGAUGAUAUGACAAUGCGCUCAGUAUUUUCCGAAGAGCAUGAAUUUGGGAUUAAUGUGCAAAAUCCAAUUGGCACAGGGCCUUUGUGGAUGAAACUGGGAUCCCAAUUGAGUGAAGGUUUGGAACAAUUAAAGUAUAAUAAUUCAUCAGCUUCUGGGAACCACCUUGGAAAGGGCAAUGCAACUCACUUCACUUUUGUCUCCGAUGAUCUCGAAACUGGUGCAAAUGUGGCAAAAACUCAACUCCAGACUGCUAUUGAAUAUGCAUCCCAUUUAGAGCUUGGAUGUGGUCAACCACUGGUUUGUGCUAAGUUUCUCCAUGCAGAGCAGGGCAAUGGAGUAUGUGAGACCUAUAGUCCUCAAGUUGCGGGACGUAUAAUGUUACCAAUGAAUCUUAGCACGGAUAAUGGAGGGCCAAUAUUUGUAAAUGCCAAGCAGUACCAUAGAAUUUUAAGGCGCAGAGAGUUCCGUGCUAAGGCAGAGCUGCAGAAGAAAGUGCUAAAACUCCGCAAGCCAUAUCUGCACCUGUCCCGGCAUCUCCACGCCUUGCGCCGCCCAAGAGGCUGUGGCGGCCGCUUCCUUAACACCAGAAACUGCAAUGGAAGGAAGGACGAGACUGUAACCAGAAUGACAGAACAAGAAAAAGUAGUAUUUUAUGAGCAGCCCACUGGAUCCCAGAUUUCUGAAAUACUGCAACCUGGAGGAGAAAAUUCUAGCUCAAAUGGCGGCAGAUUAAAGAGUCCAGGUUCUUCAGAGGAGACUAGCCGGAUAUUCUUCGGCACCGGGAUUGGUCUCCAAUCCUUUCAUCUCCACCCUCGCUUUCAUCCCUCUUCUGAUCAUGUGGCAAAUCCUGGAAGCGGGACUUUCAUGGGUGGUGCUUGGAUUGCUGCAGCAGAUAACUGCAGCAACCAAAAGGUUUGA